Messenger RNA from Symsagittifera roscoffensis, 4599 nucleotides. RefSeq names its product cleavage and polyadenylation specificity factor subunit 1-like. The record is from RefSeq and is a predicted model, not a curated record. The transcript has a single exon. Bases 10 to 4410 code for a protein of 1466 amino acids. Gene Ontology annotation, cellular component: mRNA cleavage and polyadenylation specificity factor complex; nucleus. Lineage: Eukaryota; Metazoa; Xenacoelomorpha; Acoela; Convolutidae. Gene Ontology annotation, molecular function: protein binding; nucleic acid binding.
AGGUGCGUGAUGACGUCCAUGCAUGCAAUAUUCCAUGUAAACCAUCCGGUUACUUCAGUGGAGCAUGGCGUGUGGUGCUAUUUCACUACUCUCAAGUACAAACAACUCAUCACAUUCGGGGCCAAUCAGAUGAUAGUGUAUCGACUGGGAUGUCGGGACUCGUCGGAGACAACCUCCUCGUUCAAUUCUCGUGCCAAAUUAGAACAAGUUGCUUCCUACAGACUGUUCGGAAAUGUGGUCUCAGUUGCAGUUGUAAGGCGAAGUGCACAGCCAGACGGCGAACAAGAUAUAACUGAUGCGCUUAUUGUCACUUUGAAGCCUGCGCUUUGCGUGUUACUCUGCUAUGAUCCCAUUUCAAAUGACAUCCGACCUCUGUCGCUCUACGACUAUGACGAAAGUGAAGCUACCUUGUGUGAUAGACCGACGCUGCCUGAAAUUAGAGUGGAUCCUGAGAUGAGAUGUGCUGCAUUUGUGGCACAUGGUAGCAAAGUUGUCAUCAUUCCUCUCAAAAAAGAACUGCAGGAUGACAGAGGAACUUCAGCCACGGAGCAUUUCCUGCAAAUCUACAGAACCCUAGCUAGUUUUGAAAUGCUUCUGUUUGAAUUGGAAGAACCUGUUGCCAAUGUUCUUGACAUGCAGUUUCUACACGGUUACUUUGAACCUACUUUGCAGAUUUUGUACCAACCCAUUCAAACGUGGCCAGGUAGAUUGGCGACGAGAAAAGAUACUGUUGCAAUGAUUACCAUGUCUCUCAAUUUGACACAUCAAGCUUAUCCAAUCAUUUGGUCACAAAGUGGGCUGCCAUUUGACUGUUUCAAGCUACUAGCAGUUCCUAAACCAAUCGGAGGCUCACUUGUGUUUGGCGCGAAUGUUCUGAUUUACUUGAACCAGAGUAUACCUCCUUAUGGGGUAAUGACCAACAGUCUAGCUAGAGGAACAACCGAUUUCCUGCUCACUGCAGCUUAUGAAGAGAAGAUAGCGUUUGACACAUGCAGAAUGUGUCUCCUGGAGUCAGACAAAGUUGCUGUGAUUCUGAAAACGGGCGACAUUCACAUCAUCACACUUCUAACAGAUGAAAUGCGAGCAGUGAAGUCAUUUAAUUUCCAGAAAGCAGCCACUAGUGUUUUAACAUGCUGCAUUGUUCAUCUAGGAGACAACUAUAUAUUUCUAGGUUCUAGACUAGCCAACUCUCUGUUGCUCUAUUACUCUAAAUCUCUGGCGCCUGUUGGUCGAAUUAGAAACACAGCCUUAUCACGUACACCACACAAGCAGCCAGCCAACAAAAAGCGUCGCCUAAACACAGUAGCGGACUACAUGGAAGUUGCGCCCGAUGAGAUUGAUCAUGAGAUCUACGGGGAAGCUAUUUUACAGUCUGAGAGUAUUGCACAAGUCAUCUACUCGUACAACUUAGAAGUGUGUGAUAGCAUUUUGAACAUUGGCCCCAUUGGAAAGACGACCGUGGGAGAAUCUCUUUACAUCUCGGAAGGUCUGGCUCAAAACUCCACUGACGUAGAGAGUGAGUUGCUAGUAGGAAGCGGACAUGACAAGAAUGGCGCCAUCACGAUUCUACAGAAGACCAUCAAACCUACCUUGAUCACGACGUUUGAGUUGCCCAACUACAUAGAUCUCUGGACGACCAUGGGAUCCGAAGUGGAUGAGAAAGGAAAUCAGAGACACUCAUGUCUCAUCCUGGCCCGAAAUGACUCAACCGCCAUUCUGGAGACGCGGGAAGAGAUCAACGAGGUGGAACAGAGUGGUUUCAUCUACAACGAAACAACCAUAUUUGCUGGCAAUGUCGAUAAGAACCUCUCCAUUCAAGUAACACCAACCAAGGUAGUUUUGCUGGAGCACACGUUGCUGAAAUCCAUGUUGAGUCUAGAUCCUGCUGACUCACCCAUAGUUUACGUUUCGGUCACUGACCUUUUCAUCUUUCUUCUAACAUCUACUGGGAAGUUCCACAUAGUGCAGAUGAAACGUAAACCAGAUGAAAUGAAAAGUGUGGAGCUGACGUUUUUGAAAAAAGAUUGUGAUCAUCAAAGUGGGUUCCUUGUAACAAGUGGGUGUUUAUAUAAAGAUGUCAGCGAAUUGUUUGCUGUUGGCCAGAAAGUAGCCAAUCCAGUAUCAUCUGGAAAAACCUUACUGAGCCAAAGCUCCAAAGUUCAAGAGGGUACCAAUGAACUGACAGUAGAACAAGAAGAAGAACUUCUCUUCGGAGAGAAGUCCCAAAUUGACCUUUCUCAGGUGUUUUCUGGGAUCUCUAAGGUCAAAUCAGAACCAUCUGAAGACAAGAAAGCAAAUGUCUUCAAAUAUCCAAAAGUGUCACAAGUUUCUCCGACUUAUUGGUGUGCAGUGGGACUGCAAAAUGGUAUGCUGCAAGUACUCUCUCUCCCAGAUCUGAAGCCAUGUUUCACAAUUCAGAAGUUUUAUCAUGCUAAAAGAUCUAUUCCUGUGUCUGGUAAUCACGUAGAAAUAAAAACCGAAAGCCACCUUUUAGGAGAAGACCUGCGAACAAAUAAGUUUCCCAUCAACGAAUUGUUAAUUGUGGGUCUUGGUCCGAACAAAUGUCGACCUCAUCUUUUUGCUUUACUGAAUGACGAAUUGGUGAUUUAUGAGAUCAAGGAGUCAGUGACGACACAACCCCAGGGAACUCUGCAAGUAUCUCUGCAUAAGUUCUGUCACGACACUCUAAUGCACCAAUACUUGGGCGAGCGAAGAGUGUCUAAGAAAACUCCUGCUCUUUACACUGGGCUGCCGGGAGCACAAGAAGAAGAGGAAGUUCUCUUGUCUGAGGAUGGAUAUCCAAUUCCGAAAUCCACCGUAGCCAGACUAGUUCAGAGAAUACGAGUGGUUGAAAACGUAUCUGGCUACCACGGGGUGUUCGUUUGUGGGUUCCAUCCACUGUGGAUUCUGAUGACCGACAAAGGCUUGCUUCGACCCCAUAUCAUGUGGCAUGACGGUGCAAUAAUAAAUUACGCCAAUCUGAACAAUAUAAACUGCCCGGCUGGUUUCUUAUACUUCACCCAAAAGAACCAACUUAGAAUUGCUUUGUUGCCCUCUAAUUGGGACUAUGACGCGUACUGGCCAACGAGGAAGAUCAAUAUCAAGGCCACUGUACAACAUGUUUCUUAUCACUUGCAGACGAAGGCGUACUGUGUGGUGACCACCUGUACAGAGCCAGUAAAUAGGAUGCCCAGACUAGUUCUGGACAAAUUGGACCCGGAGUUGCUGGAGCGCGAUGAGAACUACGUCUAUCCUACUAUAACUAAGUUCGCCUUAAGGGUAAUGCAACCGGACUCAUGGCAGUUUGAACCGGACGUCAGUUGGGAGUCAGAGGAGUGGGACCACAUCACUGCUCUCAAGUGUGUCAAGCUGGCCAACGAAGGCGAGAGAUCCGCUCUGCAGGAGUAUGUUGUGAUCGGAUGCAGUCAAGUGUACGGGGAGGAGCUGCCAUGUAGAGGUUGGAUCAGAAUGUUUGACUUGACUGUUCAGAAACCAACAGAGGAGGACAUCGAGAAGGGCAACACCACGAAAAAGAAAUUCAAUCUGAGACUAAUUUGCGAACAUGAGCAGAAAGGACCGAUUACAGCAAUAAAUGCUGUUGAGGGCUUCCUGGUGUCAUCAUCGGGACAGAAAAUAUUUAUUCACACUUUCCAGUAUCAAAAGUUUACAGCCUGCGCUUUCGUAGAUGCAACUCCUUUUACCCUAGGAAUUCACACCAUGAAAAGUUUUGUGCUCAGUAACGAUAUUUACAAGAGCAUUAUUUUGCACAAAUUUGACCCUAAAACGAAGGCGUUCAGCUUAAUCAGUAAAGACACGCGCCGAGUAGAAAGUAUGGCUUCUACAUUUCUAGUCGACAACAAGCUAAUGGGCUUCCUAGUCUCGGACACUAAGUGCAAUCUGAAUCUCCUCAUGUAUCAGCCGGAGUUGAAGGAGAGCCACUCGGGUCAGAGACUGGUCAAGAUGGUCGAUUUCAACGCUGGUUGCAAAAUCAACUCUUUCGUCAACAUCAAGUGCAAAUCUCUCUUCUUCCAUACUCAACAAAACGACCAACGAAAACUGAAAGAGCUGGAUAACAAAAUGGUGUCCUACUUCGGCACACUGGACGGUGCGCUGGGAUAUGUGCUUCCGGUUCAAGAGAAGCUCUAUAGACGUCUGCGCAUGCUGCAAAAUACAAUGUACAGUGUAUUAGUGCAAUCAGCCGGUCUCAACCCAAAAGCAUAUAGGUAUCCAUUGGAGGGAUGGAGACUCUUGGCCAACUCGAGUAAAGGAAUAGUGGACGGGGAUUUGAUUUUCCAGUUCCCCUCUCUAAGUUUGCCGGAGAAGUUGGAGAUCGCGGACAGAAUCGGAAUAGACAUGCACUAUAUCCUGGACGACCUGGCAGAAGUACACCACUGCACGUGUGUGUUUUGAUGCAGUAUUCUACCAUCGAUCGAUUUAAUUUGGUGUACCUCUUUCGUUUUGAUAGUUUAUUGAAUAUUUUAUGGAUGAAUGAAAACUAAACCUCGUCAUCGCAGUGAUUUAUCUGUUAUUUUUUCCUUGUUUCGAAAAUUCAAUUUCCAAGUGAUUAUGGUGUGAGAUAAUGAAAAAAAAGCAAAAACA